Molecule: messenger RNA, 654 nt
Organism: Cyphellophora europaea CBS 101466
Lineage: Eukaryota; Fungi; Ascomycota; Eurotiomycetes; Chaetothyriales; Cyphellophoraceae
Exons: 2
Coding region: 1-654 (217 amino acids)
Biological process (GO): superoxide metabolic process
Cellular component (GO): mitochondrion
Molecular function (GO): superoxide dismutase activity; metal ion binding
Source: RefSeq, a predicted model, not a curated record
AUGCCGGAACAAUACAGCCAGCCUGAGCUUGGGUACAAGCUCGAUGCCCUUGAACCUGCUAUCUCAGCCCAGAUUAUGGACCUACAUUAUAAUCGCCAUCAUAAGACCUAUGUUGCAAAUCUCAACAAAGCCCUUGCUUCUUACUCGGAUGCGAUAAAUUCCUCAGACCUCAUCAAACAACUUGAACUACAGUCCGCUAUAAAGUUCAACGCCGGUGGUCAUAUCAACCAUACCUUGUUCUGGGAAUCACUAGCGCCAACUUCGAGCAACUCUGAGGACGUUGCGUCCUCGGCGCCGUCCCUCGCUGCCGCCAUCUCCAAGCGCUGGGUCUCUUUCGAUAGCUUCAAAGCUGCUUUUGAAGCCGGAGCACUCGCGAUUCAGGGCAGUGGCUGGAUGUGGCUUGUGAAGGAUGCGGCAACCGAUGCUCUCGACCUAACGACCUCGAAAGAUCAAGAUUUACCCGCAGGCGGAAAGCUUAUCGUGCUAGGUGUGGACAUGUGGGAGCACGCCUACUACCUACAGUAUCUCAACGCCAAAGCGGAUUACCUGAAGCAGAUCUGGAGCGUCAUUAACUGGCAGACCGCAGAGAAAAGAUUCUUGGGAGACAAACAGGUGAUAUAUGGUGCUCUGGCUGGCCUGACAAGCCAUUUGUGA